This is a messenger RNA of Folsomia candida, 1352 nucleotides long. Its product is annotated as putative serine protease 45. The transcript is spliced from 7 exons. Gene Ontology annotation, molecular function: serine-type endopeptidase activity. Gene Ontology annotation, biological process: proteolysis. Lineage: Eukaryota; Metazoa; Arthropoda; Collembola; Entomobryomorpha; Isotomidae. The coding region runs from base 1 to 972 and encodes 323 amino acids. The record is from RefSeq and is a predicted model, not a curated record.
AUGUAUCCAACAGAUUCGUCAAGUUUCCGAACGUCGCGCCAAUUCACUUCGUAUCCAGGAGUUCCGAUAAGUUGCUAUUAUUGCAACGUGCUCUACGGAACAGCGGGAAAUUACGGCGGGGGCGGGAAUUACGAACCCGAUCAUAAUUAUUACGGAUUUGAAGGACAACCAGACUGGAGUGAUUUCUCUGAAUCUGGGGACAUUCAAAACCACGGUGAUCGCGUUUAUGGUGGAUACUAUGCAAAAACUGGUCAGUGGCCGUUCGUCGUGGAGGUCAGUGUGAACGGUGGUUCUUGUACGGGAUCCCUGUACGAUGUCUACACCAUCAUCACGGCGGCACAUUGUGUCGUUAACAUGCAAAAUGUCGUCACCCCGGCAGGAUUCGUUGUAAUUUUUGCGGGGGCGGUCGCACACGGGAAGGGAAUCCGUCGUUUUGCCGAUAGCGUGCACCCCCAUCCGAAAUAUAAGCCUAAAACUGGCAUCAUUCUUUAUGACAUUGCCAUAAUUAAAAUUUCCACGCCGUACAAGCUGAGUGACACGAUUCGACCCAUACCCAUCAAGCAAGGGACGUCCUUACCAGUGAACACACAGUGUAUAAUCACCGGAUUUGGGGCAAUAUUUGGACGAAAGAAUGAAAUUCAACGCAACAUGACCUAUGCAAAUAUGAAGAUCCGAUCCAACAAGUUGUGCGUGGAUACCUAUGACACCGCUCAUUACAAACCGUCCAUUACUCUAUGUGCAGGAGGAUAUGGGACAAGCAUGUGUUACGGUGAUUCCGGCGGUCCACUCCACUGUCCGAAUCCGAAUGGUCAUGGUCGCGUCCUUUUUGGCGUUGUUAGUUACUCGUACGACGGCGAUGAUAAGAAUCAACCAUGCAACAGCCCGUUUCCUGGAAUUUUUACACGCGCACCUGCAUUUGAUCACUGGAUUAAAAAUUGUGCAGCGGGAAACUGUGGGCUUCCUAGUGGAUGAUAAUAGUUUUAAGGAAAUUUAUAGCGAAAAAUUGGCAAAUGAGUUAACUAUUUUUUUCAAAUCGAAUUGCUUCUAGUACCGAGAAUUAGAUUUAGAUUAUUUAAAAUAUCAAAAGUUGCAUUUAUCUCAAAACUUAUGGAGUUGAUUCAAUUUUAGAAAUUGCAUGUAAAGACAUUGGAUAGGGUGAGAUUUACAUAUAAUUUGAUAGGUAAUUUUAUUUAUUAUAUUACUGUUUAAUGGUCAGGAAUGGAAGACAUAAAAUUCAGUUGAGAUCCAAAUUUGGAAAGAAAUUAACAUUAUUGAUGUCUGCAUUGUUUUGAAAAAGUGAUUGGUCUUGAACGUUCUUCCAUUAAUAAAAAAAAUCCCAGAGUCCUGGAGGA